Condylostylus longicornis is the source of this 1899-nucleotide messenger RNA. It is a transcript of the gene Arpc2, whose product is annotated as actin-related protein 2/3 complex subunit 2. The transcript is spliced from 8 exons. Bases 485 to 1393 code for a protein of 302 amino acids. NCBI's taxonomy places the organism in Eukaryota, Metazoa, Arthropoda, Insecta, Diptera, Dolichopodidae. Gene Ontology annotation, molecular function: structural constituent of cytoskeleton; actin filament binding. Gene Ontology annotation, cellular component: actin cytoskeleton; Arp2/3 protein complex. The record is from RefSeq and is a predicted model, not a curated record. Gene Ontology annotation, biological process: Arp2/3 complex-mediated actin nucleation; actin filament polymerization.
GAAACUUGUAAGCGUCCAGUCUGGUUUUUAAUAGGUUUUUCAAUUUCGGUUUUUUCACGGUAGCUGAUAUCUAAAUAUGGGACGAUUUUUUUCAAUUAUUUCCUAGUCAAACAAAAUCAAAAAAAACCAUCCAAUUUAAAAAAAAAAUUGUACCUUAAGUGAAAUUGAAUUGAAAUAAAAUAGUUGCAAUAAAUUUUUAAGAUAAUUAAAACCAAAAACCAAAGGCCUUUUUUUUGCUUUCAAAAAGCAAAAAAAAAAUUUGACGCGAAUUGUCAAUACUGUGUCAUCAACAGAAACCACAUACUAGCAUCAUCAGUAGUAUAGAGCACUUAAAAAUUAGCAAAGGAAUUAUAAUCACAAAUGUUGAAGUCUACGAGAAGUUGAAAAGGAAGUUUCUGAAAAAAUAGUAUUUCUAAAUAAUUUAAAAUUUUUAUAUUAAUAUAUAAUUUGGAAUUGCAAUCUAGAAUUUAAUUAUAAAUGAAAAAUGAUUUUAUUGGAGAUUAAUAAUCGUAUUGUCGAAGAAACUUUAUUAGUUAAAUUUCGAAAUGCGAAAGCUGGACGUAAACCUGAGCCAAUUGAUGUCACAAUAGCGGAUUUUGAUGGUGUACUAUUUCAUAUUUCAAAUGUUAACGGCGAUAAAACAAAAAUUAGGACUAGUAUAGCGUUAAAGUUUUACAAGCAACUACAAGAACAUGGGGCGGAUGAGCUUCUCAAAAGAGAGUAUGGAGAUUUGCUCACUGAAACUGAGGAAGGUUAUAAUGUUUCAGUACUUAUAAGUUUAGAAAAUAUUCCAGAAGAAUAUGAAGUAAUUGCUCAGAAAAUUGGACUGUUGAAGCGAAAUUGUUUCGCUUCGGUGUUUGAAAAAUAUUUUGACUUUCAAGAACAAGGAGAAGAAGGCCAAAAGCGAGCUGUUAUCAAUUAUCGACAAGAUGAAACUUUAUAUGUUGAAGCUAAAGCAGAUCGAGUCACUGUUGUUUUUAGUACGAUAUUUCGCGAUGAAGAUGAUGUAGUAAUAGGUAAAGUUUUUAUGCAGGAAUUGAGAGAAGGUCGAAGAGCAUCGCAUACAGCUCCGCAAGUAUUAUUUUCACAUAGAGAACCGCCACUAGAAUUGGCAAAUACUGAUGCUAGGGUUGGUGAUAAUAUCGGUUAUGUCACAUUUGUUCUGUUCCCGAGACAUACAAAUAAGGAAACAAGGGAUAAUACUAUUAAUUUAAUUCAUAUGUUCCGUGACUACUUACAUUAUCACAUUAAGUGUUCAAAAGCUUACAUUCAUUCUAGAAUGCGAGCAAAAACUUCUGAUUUCCUAAAAGUGCUAAAUAGAGCUAGGCCAGAACAGAAACAUAUUGAAAAGAAGACUAUUACGGGGAGAACCUUCAUAAGGAAUAAGGAAUGAUUUUAUGGACAGUGUAUAGUUGUUUUAUAUACAUGUAUAAUAUACAAAAUAUGAUAAUGUAAAAAAAUUAAGUAAAAAAUAAAUAAAAAAAUAUUAAUUAAUGAAGAUUUUAAUAUAAAUUAUAAGGCAUAUUAACAAAAAGAAAAAUAAAAGUAAAUCUAAUUAAAAAAAAGAUUUCAGAUAUAAAAAAUAAAUUACAUUAAAAACAAACAUAUAUAUUAUGUAUAUGCAAAAUUGUAAUUUAUUAUAAAUAAUGCGCGUGAAAUAGUUUAAAUAUUUCCUACAAUCAAAAACAAAUAAAUUUCAAAAAGAAUAUCUUAAACGAAUUUUCAUUUAUUAAUUUAAUAAAACAAAAAAAAAAAUAGUCGCAAUAUCCAUUAGGAAUUACAUAAAAAAAGUUUCAAAAUUACAGUUUAAUACAACAAACGAAAUUGUUACAACUUUCAUAAUUCAUAAUUAUAAAAACUAAAAAAACAAACAUUUAUAAAUAAUAAUCUUAUUUCAGA